Molecule: messenger RNA, 2319 nt
Organism: Drosophila teissieri
Lineage: Eukaryota; Metazoa; Arthropoda; Insecta; Diptera; Drosophilidae
Gene: SIFaR
Product: neuropeptide SIFamide receptor
Exons: 5
Coding region: 1-2319 (772 amino acids)
Biological process (GO): G protein-coupled receptor signaling pathway
Cellular component (GO): membrane
Molecular function (GO): neuropeptide Y receptor activity; peptide binding
Source: RefSeq, a predicted model, not a curated record
AUGAUGGCAGCCAGCGGGCGGAUUCGCAAGCGAAAGCAUAAAAGCCAUACAAGUGGCGACGUUCCCACUACAACGACUAGUGUACCCAUGCCCAUUCCGACCAUGGCGCCUGGAAAAAUCGUCGCGGAGACAAUGGAGGAAGCCGCCCUCGCCGGGGAUUACAAUAAUUUCACGCAUAAUUUCGUCGAUUUGCAGAACCUCUUGAGUUUCAACGAAUUGAAUGGCACUAGUAGUAGCGGUGGUGGAGGUGGUGUAGGUGGUGUAGGUGGUAGCAGUGCUGUCAGCUCCUUGAGCGCAUCGAGUGCCAUUAAGCUGAGUAACGGCGCCAUUACGGACACUCUGCUGGGCACGGUUCUUACUACGGCCACGGCCACGGUGGCUCCGGCGGCCAGUUCGCUUCUAGCCACCUUGGCGGCCACCACAACAGCUUCUGCGAGAGGAUCGCUGGCGAGCAAGUCCCUGGCUAUUGCCGACGCCACUUCAUCCACCUAUUACUCCAACUUGCUGAACCUAUCGCCGGCCACCACCAGCUUGAUCUCGGCGGCUGCGGCCACCAAGUCGUACAACGACAGUGCCCUCCGGUGGGAGCAGCUGGACGGAAGCGUGGACUUCGGGUUCGACCCACUAUACCGCCACUCGCUGGCCAUGUCCAUGGUUUACUGCGUGGCCUACAUCGUCGUCUUCCUGGUGGGACUCAUCGGGAAUAGCUUCGUGAUCGCCGUCGUCCUGCGGGCUCCUCGCAUGCGGACGGUGACGAACUACUUCAUUGUGAAUCUGGCCAUUGCGGACAUCCUGGUCAUUGUCUUCUGCCUGCCAGCCACUCUGAUUGGCAACAUCUUUGUGCCCUGGAUGCUCGGAUGGCUGAUGUGCAAGUUUGUGCCCUACAUACAAGGUGUCUCCGUGGCAGCCUCUGUCUACAGCCUGAUUGCCGUUUCCCUGGACAGGUUCAUUGCCAUCUGGUGGCCCCUGAAGCAGAUGACAAAGCGACGGGCCCGCAUCAUGAUAAUAGGCAUAUGGGUAAUCGCGCUGGUGACCACCAUCCCUUGGCUGCUUUUCUUCGACCUGGUGCCCGCCGAGGAGGUCUUCUCCGACGCCCUGGUCUCGGCUUACUCGCAGCCGCAGUUCCUCUGCCAGGAAGUGUGGCCUCCGGGCACGGAUGGGAACCUGUACUUCCUCCUAGCCAACCUGGUGGCCUGCUACCUGCUGCCCAUGUCCCUGAUCACGCUCUGCUACGUGCUCAUCUGGAUCAAGGUCUCCACGAGGUCCAUACCCGGCGAGUCCAAGGACGCGCAAAUGGACCGCAUGCAGCAAAAGAGCAAGGUGAAGGUCAUCAAGAUGCUGGUGGCCGUGGUGAUCUUGUUUGUUUUGUCCUGGCUGCCGCUCUACGUCAUCUUUGCGCGUAUCAAGUUCGGCUCGGACAUCUCGCAGGAGGAGUUCGAGAUCCUCAAGAAGGUGAUGCCGGUGGCCCAGUGGCUGGGCUCCUCGAACAGCUGCAUCAACCCCAUCCUCUACUCAGUGAACAAGAAGUACCGACGCGGAUUCGCGGCCAUCAUAAAGUCGCGCAGCUGCUGCGGACGCCUCAGGUACUACGACAACGUGGCCAUAGCCUCCAGCACCACCAGCACCCGGAAGUCCUCGCACUACCACCAGAACAGCUCGAGAAAGAGUCCGAGCAGCAAGGGCAACGCGGUGUCCUACAUCUACGAGCAUAACUCGCUGCGGCGCCACAACAUGAUGCUCAAGCAGGACAGCAACCUGUCGCAGCAAAUGCUGCUCAAGCAGGACUCUCACGGAUCUCGUCAGUUCCUCAUCAAGCAGGAGAGCUCCUGCAGCGAUGCCUCCGGGAUAAGGCGACCCCUCUGCCAGCAGGACAGCAAUGGCUCCAAGGUGUCACUGUCCAAGCAGGACUCAAUUGUGUCCUACAUGGAGGCUCGACGGGCGGCGGGACACGGUCUGAACGACACUCUAGUGGACAGGGAUAGCGUCUCUAUGGACAUUGGCCGGCGACAGGGCGCUACACCGAGCUCCCUGCUCGAUAAGCGGCAGAAAUUUGUGAAGCAGGACUCGGUGAUCUCGUUUGUGGACCAGCGACCAGAGCAAAGGCGCCAUCAACUGGUCAAGCAGGACUCGGUCAUCUCCUUCGCAGACCAGCGACGCGGGCUGCUCCACAAACAGGAUUCGCUCAUGGCCAACCGGACGGGUGAUGCACCCACCCACCACGUUUCCAUUCUGAAGAAGACCGACUCGCAGCUCAGCUACGGCAGCUCUACUUCUCCUCGCAGAAAUGCGGAUCUCUACGAGCAGGCAACAUUGGGUUAA